AUGCAUACGGAGUCCUCUGCGGUCUGCGGUCUGCAGUCUGCGGUUUCCGGGUCUGUGGCCUGUGGUCAGUGGCUCUCAGCGGCUAGUUUGGCUAAGUCGGUGCGACCGUUGCCCGCAAAAGACGCCCAUAAACGACCGCCAACAACGACGGUCGACCCGCCUGGAAGGCCAAUCAGGGGCCCGGGCUCGAGACGCAGCCGGUGGAGCCAGCAGCAACUAAGACGCGAUUGGCAUUUCGGAGCGAACGAAAGUACGAGGGGCUCGAGAGGCCGUGGGAGGGCCUGGCGGGGGGUGGAGGGCCUCGUCGACCGCGCUAAAGGUGAAGAAUCCCAACGCAGACUAGCGCGAGCCGGUCGAGUCGACUCGCGACGACGCGAUGGCAAGCAAAGCAGGCAAACAUGGCCUCAGGGGCUAAACCCAAAUCUCGUGCACGGCGAAGAGACACCGAGGGCACGAGAGAGCACAAAGUACGGGCACCCUAUCAUUGCGCCCCUGAGACUUCCACUUCUCUUCUCGCCGGCCUUGAUCCUCCUCCACUUCCACCCCCCAUCUUAUACUCCUCGCCGCCCCGUGGAGCCCGUCCAGGAUCGCAGGAUUCCGCCCUCCUCCUUCUUCCUCCACUCGUCCCCUCUCGUCCCCGCCCGUCCCGAGGAUGGCGUCGACGUCCAGCGACGAUGCGGCCCUCCUGGCCGCGCUCGGCCAUAA
Molecule: messenger RNA, 705 nt
Organism: Penicillium macrosclerotiorum
Lineage: Eukaryota; Fungi; Ascomycota; Eurotiomycetes; Eurotiales; Aspergillaceae
Exons: 1
Coding region: 1-705 (234 amino acids)
Source: RefSeq, a predicted model, not a curated record